AAGGACAGAGUGGAGCAGGAGCCGACUGGUUUCCCACGGAGCAAGGCGGAACUAGAGGAGGAUCCCGGCUCCCUCCCUGACCUGCUCCAGGGGCAGCACAGCUACGUGCCUCUGGCUCCGUUUAAAGACCGCCUAAGCCCCCAAGGAGCAAAUGACAGAUGACACAGCAGAUCUCGAGAGAACUCCCAAAGACCACAGACUUCGAUAAGAAAGAUUAGUGCCAAUGCAUCACUCUUUGUAUGAGAAUUCUUCAGCCCUCGUGGGAGUCCAGGACAUGCUAGGAAGUAAUCAUAUUUGAAAGGGAGCUUUCAGGAUGGCAGCAGAAGUGGAACUCAACCACUUCCAGUCAGCAUCUGAAAUGGCAGAGGGAGAGGAUGACGAACACGUUUUUCAACCCAUGAUGUUCCUGGAGCCUCAAGAGAUGAGCAUUGAUAUGAAGGCACUUCUGGUCAAGAAAGUGAAGAAAACUUGCAGCUGCACCCCAACCAAAGUUAAAGACCUGAUUUUCAGUUUUCUUCCUGUCUUGCAGUGGCUCCCCAAAUAUAAACUGAGGGAGUACGUCCUGGGAGAUAUAAUGUCUGGGGUGAUAGUGGGCAUCCUGCUGGUCCCCCAGUCCAUUGCCUAUUCCCUGUUGGCUGGCCAGGAACCUAUAUAUGGUCUUUACACAUCCUUUUUUGCCAGCAUUAUUUAUUUCCUAUUUGGUACCUCUCGUCAUAUAUCAGUUGGUAUUUUUGGUGUGCUUUGCCUGAUGGUGGGACAGGUGGUGGAUCGUGAGGUACAGAGAGCUGGGUAUGACAUAGAGCCCAGUGUUCAUAGUGGCCUUCAGAGAGAGAUGGUCAUUUAUGUAAAUACCACCACUCUGGCUGUGAACCAGACAUCACAAUUGCUGUUAUGUGAUAGAAGUUGCUAUGCAAUUACUGUGGGAGCCACGGUGACCUUCAUAGCUGGAGUUUAUCAGGUUGCUAUGGGCUUCUUUCAGGUGGGCUUUGUCUCAGUGUACCUCUCUGAUUCCUUACUCGGCGGAUUUGUCACAGGUGCCUCCUUUACUAUCCUAACUUCCCAAGUGAAGUAUCUCCUGGGCCUGGACAUUCCACGCAGCAAUGGCAUUGGCUCCCUCAUAACCACUUGGAUAAACAUCUUCAAAAACAUCCACAAGACCAACAUCUGUGACCUCAUCACUAGCUUCUUGUGUCUCCUUGUCCUCAUCCCAACCAAAGAGCUGAAUGAGCAUUUUAAAUCCAGGCUCAAGGCCCCCAUACCUAUUGAACUGGUCGUGGUUGUGGCAGCUACGCUGGCAUCUCACUUUGGGAAGCUGAAGGAGAAUUAUGGCUCCAGUGUUGCUGGACACAUUCCAACUGGGUUCCUGCCACCCCAGCCACCCAAAUGGGAUCUGAUUCCUAGUGUGGCGAUGGAUGCUGUUGCCAUAGCCAUUAUUGGCUUCGCUAUUACUGUGUCCCUCUCAGAGAUGUUCGCCAAGAAGCAUGGUUACACAGUGAAGGCCAAUCAGGAAAUGUAUGCCAUUGGCUUUUGCAACAUUAUUCCCUCUUUCUUCCACUGCUUCACAACUAGUGCAGCUCUUGCCAAGACUCUUGUCAAAGAGUCAACGGGCUGCAGAACUCAGAUCUCUGGGGUGGUGACCGCGUUGGUCAUCCUAUUAGUUCUGCUUUUGAUUGCACCUCUCUUCUACUCCCUUCAGAAAUGUGUCCUGGGGGUCAUAACCAUUGUGAACCUCAGAGGAGCCCUGCGGAAGUUCAGGGAUCUGCCCAAAAUGUGGCAUCUGAGCAAAGUGGACACAGUGAUCUGGUUAGUUACAAUGGCCGCUUCGGCACUGCUCAGUACUGAAAUUGGUCUGCUGAUUGGUGUCUGUUUCUCAAUGCUGUGCGUCAUUGUGAGGACUCAGAGACCAGAGGCACCAUUGCUCGGCUGGGUGGUAGAGACUGAAAUAUAUGAAUCCCUGUCUGCCUACAAAAACCUGAAGACUAAGCCAGGUAUCGUGGUUUUCCGUUUCGAAGCGCCUCUCUACUAUAUCAACAAAGAAUGCUUUAAAUCCACUCUGUAUAAGCGGACUGGAGUCAACCCAGCCUGGGUGAAGGCAGCCAAGAAAAAGGCAUCAAAGCGAAUGCUUAAAGAAAAAAUGGUGAAUUCUGGUGGCAACCAGGCGGACGUCACAGUGCAGCUUGUCACAGAGCCACUGGUGUUUCACACUCUAGUGAUUGACUGCUGCGCAAUACAGUUCUUGGACACAGCUGGGAUCCACACGCUUAAAGAGAUCUGCAAAGAUUAUGGAGAGAUAGGCAUCCAGGUGCUGCUGGCCCAGUGCAAUACCUCUGUGAGGAGUUCCCUGCACCGGGGAGAGUACUUUAAAAAAGAGGAACAGAACCUCCUCUUCCACAGUGUGCACCAGGCCGUGGACUUUGCAUUGGGUGCACAUACACAAAGUGGGUGCCGGGAAGGCAACAAUUGUGUGUAGGAUCAGGGGAAAAAAUUGUGGAUGUGUACAUAAUGUGCGUGCACUCACACAGGUAAAAUGCACCAAAGUACAGGGUAUUGUUAAAAACCUGGUGUAGAGCAUACAGUGUGCUUUAAUGCUUUAAUCUUGCCCUAUUGGAUAGGGUGAUUAGGUAAGGAGUGCUGAAUAUAGGCAUCCUCAAUGUGAUCGUGAUUAACAUGUUAAACCAAUGUUUUUCAUGAUCCUUCUAUGUUGAGUUCUCCAUAUCCCAGUAUUUACCCCACGUUUAGAUCUGCAUCCCUGAGAACCUUAUUACAGCCAUCAUCUUUCUGGGUUGGACUUCCUUUGACAGCUGUCAGUGUUCCCCCUUAGUGAAUAGUUUGAGGCAACUACACUUUUCCUCCUCAGUUCCAGGACUGGGCAUGCUGCCUCCAUAUCACUCAGCUGGCCAAGGAAUGAGUGAGCGGGAACAGAUACCCAGCUCUGUUGGGUUGUUCUCUGACAUGACAAUGGAGAGUGUUUUCUGCUGGAUGAGGACCUGGGCCUGACUUUCGCAAAGAGUUACAAUCACUCUGAGAAAAAGGAAGUGACAAGUAGAUUCCUUGAGGUGUGUGACCUGUGCGUGUUACAUAUGCAGCAAGUCAGGCAGUGAAAGAACUUCAGGACUCGGAAUGAUUUGAAAUCAAGUCAGCAAGUCUCAGAGCCCGGGUCUGCAGAUUUGGGCUCACACUGCGAUGCUAAAACCAGCAGUACAGAUGUUCGAGUUUGGGCCAGAGCUCAGGCUCUGAAUCCCCCUUGCCUCGGGUUUCAGAGCCCAUCCUCCAGCCUGAGCUGGAAUGUCUGCACGGCUAUUUUUAGUUUUUUAGCACAAGCCCAAGUCUGUAGACUCAGACUCUGAGACUUGCUGCUUUGAUUUGUUCGAGUUCAGGCUGAGUGCAUGACUCUGAGGGUGUGUUUUCAUCCCUAAUGGGAAAGCAUUACAGUUAUCUCACUGUCGCAUUCUAUUGCUGUUAUCAGAGGGAUCUGCAGAGCAUGUACUCUGUAUGUUCGUAGGCCUUUGAUUACACCUCUGAUUGCACAGAGUUUAAGCAUCUUUUCAGAAAUACAACUUGAUGCCUUUCUAGCUUGCAUGAGUUGGGUAUAUAUUAUACAGGCAGAUCAGAAUGAAAUGCUUUAAUAAGUAACUCCUCAUGGCCACUUCUAACCAAAGAUGUCAUGCCACCUACUCUCUGACCUUGUCAUCUAUUAUUCUUAUCUAGUAGAUAAGGAUUGGAGCAAUGGUUUUCUUAUUCACACACAUGGCUGUAUAUUUGUCGGGAAAGUUUGUCUUUUUAUGUUGAGUUCCUUUGGACAGUCUUGAUAGAUUUUUAUUUAAUGAUUUUUAGAGCACAGUACCAGGAAUGGAUUAUAGAUGGGAUGGGAAGCUGUAAGACAGGCUCAGUGUAGCCUGACUCAUGCUUGACAGUUUUCAGAGUGGUUGCCGUGUUAGUCUGUAUCAGCAAAAACAAUGAGGAGUCCUUGUGGCACCGUAGAGACUAAUACAUUUAUUUGGGCAUAAGCUUUUGUAGGCUAAAACCCACUUCAUCUGAUGAAGUAGGUUUUAGCCCAUGAAAGCUUAUGCCUGAAUAAAUGUGUUAGUCUCUAAGGUGCUACAGGGACUCCUUGUUGUUUUGACGCAUGCUUGUAUUUAAUUAUUUGUUUGUAUUCAGUUAUUUGGCUCGCGCUUAAGAGCAAUGGCAUGCUAUAGACAGAACCCUACAGAAUCAUAGGAAUUAGAUCUAAUGUAUUAUUUUCAGUAAAGGGUUGUCCCCUGCAGUCAAUAUUGUGUGUCAUGCAGAUUGAGUCAUAUACAUUAGAAACUGAAAAGGUGGGUGAGGUAAUAUAUUGACCCAACUUCCGUUGGUGAGAGACAAGCCACCCCAGCUCUUCUUUACCUUGUCUCUGUAAUAGCUUGGGACCAACAUAGCUACCACAAUAUUGCAAGCAGAAAUGAAGAAGGCCUUUUAGAUUAUCCGUUCCAUCCCUAAUUUGCAACUUUAAUACAAACUUCAUGUGCUGUUCAGUAGAAACUAGUCACUUGUCCUUCACACAUGGAAAGUAACUGUCUUUAUAUAACAGGGAAGAGUUAAUACAAAAGAAAUGGAAACCAGUAACAGAUCUUCAGCUAAUUCUAUUUAUACUCAGGAUCGCCAACUUCAGACAUUCAAAAAUCAAGAGUCACUCCUAAAAAAAAUCAUGACAUUGGCUUAAAAAUUAGGAGGUUAAAUAAAAAUUCAUUUUGUCUUCUGGUUUCUGAGCCUCUAGGGUAUAUACUUGGACCAUAUUUUCAAACUUUUCUCUGCAACCGUGAGGGGUUGAAACUUUUUUUUUUAAACAUGAAAGUGAGAUGAUUGCGUAAUCACUUGACUCUAAGAGCAGGAGCUUUAAGAAAACACCAAAUAUCGCAAGACUUGUGAUAGUAUCACAAGACUUGGCAACACUGGAACUCAGAAUCCUCAAAUCUUCUGCAGUAGCAUACAGGCAUUUAGACAAGGUGUGAUCGGAUGAGGAUUUUUCAGGUUCCUGAGUUAAGAGCUUUAGAAUUGUUUUAAAGUUUUUUUUAAAAAAAAUAUUUUUUCAGAGAAAUGUACUUGAUUGACCAGACCAUAAAACACUAUAGGUAAGUUCAGGAAUACAUGAUACAUAGAUUAGAAUUAUUUUAUUAUGCAAAGAGUACAAAAAUGUAUUCCAAAAUAAACUACACUAAAAAAGUUUCUUUUUUUCGGAGUAUUUAAGAAUACAAUUUAUGAUCUUCCCACAAAGUUUGCAAUCCUGCACAGUUUUGAGAGAGGGAAAUACAACCAAAAUUCAUCUGUUCUAAAGGCUUGAGCUUGGGCUGUUUAGAUAAGAAAUUGCAGUUGACCAGAUCUUGCUGUCCUGCAGUAGUUUCCAUGGCCAUUCUCUCCUCAAGUCCGGUUUUCAUGAAGCUCCAAGAAAAACUUCCUUGGCAGCGUAAAGCUUCAGUUUUGCAACAAGAAACAGUAGCUCUUGUCUGGACAUCAGUAGGAAAAUGUUAAGUCUCCAGAGAGCUUAGAAACCUAAGCAUACUUCUAUAGCUCACAACAUUUAGGCUAAUGUCAAGAGACAAUAAUUUUAUUGUAUGCACAAUGACACUUUCUUGGAGACUUGAGACUUACAGGACUAUGUUAGUGUAAAACCCUGUAUAUUCCAGCAGGGGGCUCUGCAUGUUCACGUAUUGUAGGAAGAAUAAACCAGUAUAUAUUGAGAAAUGCAGAGGUUAAGCACUAGAGGAAGAACGAAGUAUGAGAGUAAAUUAAAUGAAUGAGCCCAAUAUCAGCCAACUCGGAGGCUUGACUGAAUUGCUUUCAAUAUGAUUGUUCACAGGACCAUAAAGUGUGACUGGAACAUUGAUUUUAUCCCAACCCCCCUGUUAAACAUUAAACUGUUUAGUUUUAAAUACUGAUUAGAACAAGCAACAUAUUUCAGGAGAACAGACCAAUGUUGGAGAAACAUUGUCCUGUGGUAUGCUUUCACUUUCCAGUAAGUGUGAGCGUCCCACAAAAUUGCAGAACACUUGUUCAAAACUGUUGCAUAUUAGCUUUCGUAAGAGAAUCAUAAAAACCUCAGGCAAUACAGUUUAAAGCUGUUAAUGCAGCGUGAUUAAGACACAUCUAGAACUAAUUUAUGUUCUGCUAAAAUGCAUGUUAUUUGGACACAAUAAAUGCUAUUCUUCUACAUGGACAACAAAGUUUUUUUUUCCUUUUAUACCCAAAUACCAUUAUAGACAAAAAAAAAAAAAAAAAAAAAAAAACAGCUAAGCAGAAAUACACCCUUCUGAACAAUUUUGUGUAAUACAAAAGUGUCCUGAGUGCCAUAGCUUAUAUGCAGGUUGUAUAUUAAUACACACACCCCCACUCAGAAGUGUUCAUAGAUAAAUGUCAACAAAGGUAGAGAACUGGAAAACUUCAAAUAAUACAUUUAAGUGUACUUGAGCACUAAAUUAAGAUUAGACUUUACCAUUGUGCUUGUUAUGUGAAACACAAUUACCAAGGUAUUUACUGUACUUGUUGCACUACUGAUGAGGAAGAAGGUCUAAUGCACUAAAGCCCAAUUAUGUGUGUGUAUGUUGGACUUUCAGUAUUUUAGUGAUACAUAAAAGAAAAGAGGAAAUCAUUUGUGUCAGCAUGUGGGAAUGCAUUCUCCACUCCAGAUUCUAGCAAUAAUUCUAGAUAAUACCUCGAAAACUUUGGGUCAGAUCCUCGUUUGGUGUGAAUCGGCCUAGAUUCAUUUGAACAGAGCAAGGCUGAGCUACACCAGCUGAGAAUUUAGUACCGUGAUACCAGAAAUUCUCAAUACAGCAAUCACCAAUCUGAAUGAUGGAUUAUGAAAUCAUUAGCACAUUAAUUCAUUUUAAUGACAUGGCACUAUGGAAAUUAAAAUUCACAGUCUCAGUUAUAUACCUUCCAAGAGACUUAAUCUCUGCUUUUACUUAGAGCUGCUAUUUAUAGCAAUUUCAGUUGCUCCUAAUGUAAGUAUUGCACUAAUAAAUGCUUUAGUUGUUUAAAUGUUUUGAAACCCAAAGUUUUCAAUCUACUUAUUAAUAAAAAAAAUGACAAAUGUACUUCAGUAAGUUACAUGGCACUAAUUUUAAUCCUGGAUUUAUGACCACAUCGUUAUCCCUGGUCUUGUGCUUUGUAAUGAGCCUCGGUGGAAUAAUUUCCUUGUAAAUCACUGCAGCCUCAUCCAUUUUUUUUUCUAAUUCAUUGCAAGAUGUGGGCCGUAUGCCAUUGUGGCAUUUGUUUCCCAUGUUUUAUUGUAAAAAGACAUAGCAUGUGACUGACUGUGAAUAGGAGACCCAUUGUCUUUUGAGAUACUGCUGUUACCUAUGACCUUUACCCAUUUUACCCUGUUUGCCAGAAGCUGGGAAUGGGCCACUGGAGAUGAAUCACUUGAUGAUGACCUGUUCGUUCCCUCUGGGGCACCUGGCAUUGGCCCCUGUCAGAAGACAGGAUACUGGGCUAGAUGGGCCUUUGGUCUGACCCAGUAUGGCCAUUCUUAUGUUCUUAUUUUCAUAAAAGAAGAAAUGAAUCUGACAUCUGAAGAAAAGAGAGGAAAUUAUUGGGUGUUAGGGAGUUCAAAGCUCUAGACAUACCAUUAUUCAUAAUUUCUCCCUAUCUUUAGAUCAGAAGAAAUGUUCAGUACCCUCACCCGGCAGCGAAAGGAUUUGAGAAAUUUUGUAGAGUGUCAAAAAUAAUGUUACCUAGGAAGGUCAAAUCAGAAGUGUCUUUAUUAUGGAGGCUAGUAUGAAAUUGGCUUCUCCAUGUGUGCAUAGGUCUGUGCAUAGGUCAGUCUGUCUGACUUAUUCCACAGUCAGUGUAGGAACAAUGCACGGUCCUGAGUAGUUGCUGUUUAAUGCUGCUGUGUGGGUCACAGUGUCUCAUUACAUACAUGCUAUGUACAGUAGGGUUUCUUUGUUUUCAGGCUUAUUUAUUUAUGUAUAAUUCUGUACCCUCAGCUCUACCAGCCUAGACUGCUGGACUUGCAUUUCACCUGCACUCUGUCAGGUUGCAGCAACCAAUGGAAAGUUAUACACUGAGCCUGCCAAAGUGUCCAGUGGUACCUCCAUAUCUAUUGUUGCUGCCGUCUGAGUUACUAACAAACCGUUUAAAACUCAUCAUAUGACGUUGGUGAGUCUAACGGGUUCAAUCAAAACAUCACAGGUGGCAAGGUACCUGUAAAAGGAUUUGGAACCCAGGGACUGUGAUUCAGUAAAAAUCCCAUUUUGCCUUUCUCUCUUGCUGAACUCCACUGUGAAUUCUGGCUACAUUGGAUCCUAGAUCUCCAUUGUUUUUAGUGCUAGAAAAAGACCAUAGAAAUUUAAAAUAAGAAAAAAUCCAUUGAGUCGGGGUAGUCAAUUAUUUGUUGUCAUUGUAUAGUCAAGGUCCAGACUCCAGAGAAAAUAAUUUAAAUGAAAUAAAUAAAUAAUACUAAAUAAAAAGAUUUUGGGGUUCGUUCAAAAGCACCUGGUGGUCUAGGUUUGGCCUGUGGUCCGCCUACUGACUACUCCUGCAUUAGGUCAUCGACUGAAUCCUCUCAGACAAUGUAGGGCUGUUCCUUUCAAUGCAUUUCCUAGAGCUUUUUUCUCUCUGCUUUUGGAGAGGCAAUGAUAUGAUGACUAAGGCCAAGUCUAUGCUAAAAAGUUAGGUUGACUCAGCUGCAUUGCUCAGAAGUUUGAAAAAUCCACAUCUCUGAGUGACAUAGUUAAGCUAAGCGAAUCCCCUGUGUAGACUGUGCUAGCUACUGCCUCUUGGGGAGGUGGAUUAACUACCGUGGGAGAACCUGCACUUAAAAGGUUUUAAUGGCAUAUCUAUGUGAGGUAUCAUGAGGGGGGGGUCAUUUUCUUAUACUGAUCUAGUUAUGCCACUAAAAGCCCUACUGUAGACAGAGAUAUUCUGAUGUAAGGCCCUUUAUAUCCGUAUAGUGUUUAUCUUAUUUUGCUUUGCUGAAUCCGAAUAUGCUAUACUGGUAUAAGUGUUUUUUAUAAUGGUACACUUGCAUCCACACUAGGGGAGUUUGCCACCCUAAACUAUGUUGGCAUAGUUAAAGCAGCAAAACUUUUAAGUGUAGACAAGGUGUUAUGCAUGUGCUUUACUUUAUACACUGUGAACAGUCCUCUGUUCCAAUCAAGCUCCAACCUGAGCAGAAAACUAAUUUUUGGACUCACUUUUACUUUUGAUGCCAUUAAAUAGUAGAAAACUGAGCCUGGAGUCAGGUAAAAUAACUGAUCUUUAAAACAAAGAUAGACAGUUUAAUGACAUGAUGUAGUUAGUACCUUUGCACUUCAUAGUCUAUAGGUAAUGUCAGACAGAUGCCUGCCUCUCUAAACUGGGGGUAUAUAAAAUGUUAGUGCAUUUAAGAGGCUUGUAUUAAUUAGAUUUACUGCCAAAAUUAUCUUUUUUUUUUGAAUUAGCUAACUUCUAGCUUUAGGAAGAAAAACUUUUUUGGGGGGUGGGGGAGGAGUAUAGGCUGGGAAAUGGUCAAAGGUAGCUAAAGCUUCAUUGUGGAGACUGACAGGCUUUUACUGGCUUCUUGGUUCAUUGGACUCAUCUUUUGGAAUUUUGUGUCACACAACAAAUCAAAGCGACAUUUUCCUAAGUGGAAACAACAAGUUUUAUCAUUACCCUUUUCAAAUUUGGGAUAAAUUUAAGUAAACGAAAGCUUAAAUAGCCAAACAUUUCACAUUAGGAAGUAGAUCUUCUCACUUUACAAAAAUGUUUUAUGUUUAACAAGAAGGUUUUGAACGGUACAGAACUACAAACCAAAUAACUUUUUUUUUUUUUACCUGUCUGCACAAUGGGUGUUUUGAUACUGACCUGAUGAUCUACAACAUUAACCAGAAAUCAAGUUUAGAAGACUUUAGCUAGCUGGGGAGAGCCAUUAAGUGAUCUAAUCUCACUACAUUCUGCACAUGUAACUUGUUAACAUAAACUAUGACUGUGCAUGGAAAGAGAGGAGAGACCUGGUGUUUGAACAUCUUACUUUUCACCAAGAAGCUGUACAAAUUGCCCAAACAUUUGUAUAUAAUGGGUUAUAUUUCAUCAGUCUCUGUAUUUUGCCUUACUGUAGAAAAAAUGUCUGUGUUUUGUAGAUUGUCAAAUUCUUCAUAUUAUCUCCAGUUGUUAAACAGUACUGAUAAUAUUUUUAAUACCAAUGUGCCUUAUGAAAGAGUGGCUGUGGAGAAACCAUCAACACAAGAAUUGUAUCAGUUUUAAUAAACAUUUUUGUUCACAUUUAAAAA
Molecule: messenger RNA, 10247 nt
Organism: Gopherus flavomarginatus (Mexican gopher tortoise)
Lineage: Eukaryota; Metazoa; Chordata; Testudines; Testudinidae
Gene: SLC26A2
Product: solute carrier family 26 member 2
Exons: 5
Coding region: 314-2470 (718 amino acids)
Biological process (GO): transmembrane transport
Cellular component (GO): membrane
Molecular function (GO): secondary active sulfate transmembrane transporter activity; bicarbonate transmembrane transporter activity; oxalate transmembrane transporter activity
Source: RefSeq, a predicted model, not a curated record